This is a messenger RNA of Psylliodes chrysocephalus, 850 nucleotides long. The record is from the annotation of a GenBank genome assembly. NCBI's taxonomy places the organism in Eukaryota, Metazoa, Arthropoda, Insecta, Coleoptera, Chrysomelidae.
UAGUUGUUCUAGUAUAAAAGUAAAACGAUUUUACUCAAUCGGCAUCAGUCUCUUCCGAACAUUUAAUAAAACAAUGUGGUACGCUCGUCUAGCUCUCGCGUUGGCCCUUUUAUCAGGCGCCCUAUCCGAUGAACCGAUACAAAAAAGUGACAGAAGUGAUUAUAAAAGAUCGUUCGGUAAAGACUGUAACCAUUCGUACACAUCGACAUGCUUGAAAUUGGAUAUAGUUAGCUGGGUUGACAGGCUCAACGAAAACGACAAUGUCAGUGUGUUUCCUGGAUUAUCUAUAGUGCGGGAAAACGUGAGUGCUAGAGCUAACACAGCCGAUAUCGUCGCCGAUUUAGCUCGCGACUACCCAAACGAUCCGGAUGCUAGAUUAGAUGCUUUUUUAAUAAAAAAAGUCCAUGGAUUUUUUACUAGUCAUUCAGUGAAACUCAACCUCUUUGACCAGGAUAAUGCGGCGUCUGCACGUAAAGGAGGCGGUGGCGGAGGGGGCGGUGGUAAAAAAGGUGGAGGUGGGCUUGGAAUGAUCUUCGCUGCCGCCGCUAUGAUGAAAGGUACGCUGCUAGCCCUUGCGUUGGGAGCCUUAGCUGCACUUGCUGGUAAAGCCUUGAUGACAGGCCUCAUCUCAUUAUUACUAUCAGCUAUUAUUGGUCUUAAAUCUUUAUCAGGAGGUGGGGGAAAGACUACUUACGAAGUUGUGUCCAAACCUGUUUAUACGCACUCUACUUCACAUUCGUCUGGACAUGAAGAUUACCAUCAUGGGGGAGGAGGCGGGCAUUCUGGUUAUGGAAGGAGUUUCGAUAUGCCGCUACCGUUGGGGCUGCAACCGGAGUACAAACCAGCUUAG